GGAUCUUAGCCGAUACUGCGAGUUGUUUAUAUAUAUGGAAUAAAGGAUUCCUUGAAACCGGCACGAUAAAUCAGGAAAAAGGUUUCAUCUGCCUUUAGCAAUGGGGCUUAAGCCUCUUGAGUUCGAAGAUUGUAUUUUGGAUAGUCCAUAUUUCCGCGAGAACAUUCACGAACAUGAACGGGAGCUGGAAAGAACGAACGAGGCCAUCAAGGGCCUCAUCAAAGAAUGCAAGACUUUGCUGAAGGCGAUCGAAAAUUUAUCCAAAGCACAACGCAGCUUUGCACAAGUGCUGAGUGACUUCAGGUUCGAGUGCAUUGGCGAAGUUGACACUGAUGAGGAGAUAAUAAUAGCUGAAUCGCUGAAAGAAUUUGCUACAAUAAUUGACAGUGUUGAGGAUGAACGAGAGAGAAUGUUAAACCAUGCAAAUUCACAGCUGAUAGUGCCACUGGAGAAUUUCAGAAAAGUGCAGAUUGGAGGAGCAAAGGAGGAAAAGAAGAAAUUUGACAAGCAAACAGAAAAAUAUUGUUUAUGUGUCCAGAACUACUUGAAUCUUUCUUCCAAGAAGAAAGAGGCCAUUCUGAUUGAGGUUUGUAAUAUGAAAAUAAUAUUACAAGAAAUAAAUGUUGAGAUACUUGAGGGGCUCAUGGCAAGUGUGACUCCAAAGACCAGGGCUGGGGGUAGUUCUUUUUUGACUUUAACACUUUCACUCCAAGAUCUCAUUUUUAAUUUAGUUAUUCCCCUUUGUAGUCUGCUAGAUGAUUUUCACAAUGUUAGUUUGGAAAACUUGGUAUUAGAUCAACUAAUAAUCCCUCAGUUGAUACGGCAUGAGGUGUUUAAUGACCAUGUCAUUUACAUGAAAGAUCUUCAGCUGAAACUUCAAAAUACAAGAGAAAGAUUUGACACAGCCAAAGAAGAAGCUGAAAGUCUCAUGAGUCGAGUUCAACAGAAAGCUGAUAGUGGUGAGCUGCACUAUCAUGGGGCUCAUACAAGGCAAGGAUACCUGACAGUGCAGAAGAAAGGAGGCCUUGGUACUACUUGGCAUAAACAUUACUGUAUGUACACCAAGGAAAACAAAAUCCUCACAAUGAUUCCCUACACACAGACUCAAGGACGACUGAAUGCUUCAACAGACACAAUUAUUGUAACCUCUUGUAUCAGAAAAAUGACAGAAUCUAUAGACAGGAGAUUUACCUUUGAAAUCACUGCUGAAGAAAGAGCACAACCUAUCUUGCUGCAAGCACAGAGUGAGGAUGAUAGAAAAUCUUGGUUGGAAGCCAUGGAUGGGAAAGAACCUUUGUAUGAGGAUUUUAAUAACCUUCCCAAGCUUAAAGAUGAGGAAACUCGUGAUCUUGAACUGACUUUUAUCACCAAGUGUAUUUCAGCAGUGGAAAAACGAGGUAUAACAGAUCAAGGUCUUUACAGAAUUGUCGGUGUGGGUUCCAAGGUUCAGAAUCUUUUGUUGCAAUGUAUUGAAAAAAAGAAGGCAAAGACCGUUGACCUUGCAGACCAGGAAUGUGAAUGGGAAGUGAAAACUAUUACCAGUGCUCUUAAACAGUACUUGAGGAACAUGCCAGAACCUUUGUUUACAUAUAGCUACCAUGAACAGUUCCUGGAAGCAGUUAAAAAAGAUACAUUUGAGAAGCGAGUCGAAGCCUUGAGGUGCCUCGUGGAUAAUUUACCAGAGGAAAACAGGAAGUUAAUCAGAAUGAUAAUGAAGCACUUGACGCAAGUUGCAGCUCAUUCCAAUAGGAACUUAAUGGCGGCAAGUAAUCUUGGAGUAGUGUUUGGUCCAACAUUGAUGAAAUCUAGAGAGGAAUCCAUGGCUGCAAUCAUGAAUUUGAAAUACCAGAGUGUUGUUAUUGAGCUGCUUAUCAAGGAGUUUAACACAAUUUUUGGGCCCGAUCCCAGUCCGGAUUCAGGGGAAGACUCAACUGAUUCGUCUCCAAAUGCAGUGGAGAACAACACAGGGAAUCCCUUCUUAGAUGAAAAGGAGAAUAAUUCUACAGCAGUCUAUGAAAAGCCUAAGCCUCUCCCCAAGAAGAGAAACAGUGAUGAGAUAAGUGCCAAAUCAAAUGAAGCCAAACCUGCUACACCUUCCAAGCCCCUACCCCUCCCCACUAAAGGCUACCGUGCCCCACCCCCUCCAAGCAAACCAGCUCCGUAUUCGAGGCCGAAAGUCAAAGCCAUUGUCGUGGCAGAUUCCGAGGACGAUCCCAGCAGUUUGUCUGAUUCGUCAAGUGCAAAUUCAACCCCUCAGAGCGAAGGGAAAGGGCCGCUAUCGCCGAGGGAUUUUUGGAGAGAAAAGACUGCAAAUAAACCAGUACCUCCUCCGAAGAAACCUGAAGUAAUCGCUGAGUUUAAGAACAGAGUUGAAGGCUUUUCAAGACCUUUUUCUAUGAUCGAUCCCAUGAAUGACAAGGAAAAGGAGAAGUUUCCUGGUAUUCGCCGUGUUAGCAGCCAAGGGGGAAGCCUUAACAGGGGGAUGCAGUCUUGGGGGACGGGGCCUCCCCCUCUCCCUAAGGAACCCCCGCCAAAGGAUGAACCGAAGCCAACUCCAGCUACCAAAACACCAAAGAAAGUCAGGACAUUGUAUCCCUGUGUAGCGGAAAACAGUUCGGAGCUUUCGUUCGAUGCUGGUACGCUUAUUUUAAAUGUGCGCCCCUCAAAAGAACCUGGCUGGCUUGAGGGAACCCUGAACGGAAGGACAGGUCUUGUUCCAGAAAAUUACGUCGAAACUAUCACAUAACUGGCUUUUUAACAUAUCAGAGAUUUAGGAUAUUUUAAUUGGUAAUCAAGGAAAGAGAAUUUCUUCCAAAAAAAUCGUUUGCGGCAUUAAAUUUAAUUAUCAAUUUCUACUUCAACGCCAACUGAAAUGGAAGAGAUAUUCGUUAGAAUGAGAUAGCCAUGCAGAGUUCAAAGAUAUCUUGAGUAGCCAGACAGACGGAAGGCGUGGAAAAUUUGUCGUCAAUUUUUUGACACGGAAGUGGAUAUGCAAGUGUUUGUAGCGUGAAAAGUCACGUGCACAGCGCGGCCCGAUUGGUUACAGAGUACUCCACGUGAACGAAGUAAGAUCGGUGAAAUCUUCCCUUCUCCCAUGGAGAGGCAAACGAGCUCAAAGAAUUAUGAGGAUUGUUGUUGCUGGAAUGCUGAAACCGCGAUUGGUUAAUAUUUUAGACAACGGAUUAUUAAGAAAACGAUUUGCGAAUCUACUCACUAUUUUUUGUCAACCAUUUUUUUACGUUGCUGGUCAACUGAUUUUUGUUUGAGUCUAGACUAGGUUUUCGACAGCUAGAAUGCCGAAACUCCAGCAGUGUGCUCUGCAGGACGCAGGAACAUCCCUCCACCUUAACUUUCAUCUCGAAAGUUGAGACAUAACGCGCACUUGCAACGGCACGCACUGUGUAUUGUUUGUCAUCAUGUCUUUUUUUUUUUCUAUAAAUUCGAAAAGUCAUUUUUAAAAUAGAAGUAAAUAGAUAAGCGUUCGGAAGGGGUGAUGCAAGAUGUCCGUCAUAAGAAGAGAAUUGUUAAACUUUGCUUAAUUGAGGUUAUCUGAGGUGAAAUUUUAUGCACGUAAUUUCAGCCUCUGAACUUAACAUGAUAUUCUUGAAUUCUU
Stylophora pistillata is the source of this 3613-nucleotide messenger RNA. RefSeq names its product rho GTPase-activating protein 26. Gene Ontology annotation, cellular component: cytoplasm. Gene Ontology annotation, molecular function: GTPase activator activity; protein binding. NCBI's taxonomy places the organism in Eukaryota, Metazoa, Cnidaria, Anthozoa, Scleractinia, Pocilloporidae. Gene Ontology annotation, biological process: signal transduction. The record is from RefSeq and is a predicted model, not a curated record.